Molecule: messenger RNA, 1842 nt
Organism: Chelmon rostratus (copperband butterflyfish)
Lineage: Eukaryota; Metazoa; Chordata; Actinopteri; Chaetodontiformes; Chaetodontidae
Gene: dcst1
Product: DC-STAMP domain containing 1
Exons: 16
Coding region: 1-1842 (613 amino acids)
Cellular component (GO): membrane
Source: RefSeq, a predicted model, not a curated record
AUGACUCAGACUCACCUGCGCAUACCUCACAGCACUGUGGAGAGGAUCAGUUUGACUGUCCUUCCUCCUGCUGUCCAUCGAUUCCUCUUCAGCCAAUCAGAGGGGUUUCAGGUGGCCCACCUGGUCCUCAGGGCACUGUUUGGAGCAGUGAGCGGGACAGUCCUGUUCCUGGGAGUGUCCCACAGCCUCCCGCUGACCUUUGACCUGCAGCUGGCAGCAGCAGCUUUGUUUGUCGCUGUGUGUGCGGUGGGCGGAGCCUUGUCGUCCUCCUCCAGAUGUUCGGUCCUCCUGAUGUUUCCCAGCAUGCUCGGCUCCCGCGGCCGAGCGUACCUGAUGCUGUUCAUCCUGUCUGUGCUCUGCAGAGGACCAGUUUCUAACAUCCAGCGUAACAUGGAGACAGCAGCUCUGUCUCUGAGCUGUAACCUGGACCUGCAGGUUCAUCACAGCAAGCUACUGUGGAGAGACGCCGUGAGGCCGGCUCGGCUCAUCAUGCAGGAAGUCCUGGAUGAUGGAGCACGGUUUCAGUCGGAGGCUCGGAGUGUCAGCAGGAAGUUUCAGAACAUCAGAGACGAGGUCGCCCUUCAGUACGGAUACGAUCGAUUCAAACCAAACCACGCCGCCGCCGCCGCCGGCACCAGCACGCAGGAGCAAUUCACCAAGAAGACCAUGAUGCAGUGCGACAGUGUGGUGGACGAGGGCGUGCAGCGAUGUGCUGAUUGGUUCAGCCUCAGGUGGGACGAGUGCAUGGAGGCGAUCCCUGUCCCCGUCAUCAACCACAUCCUCUGUGUCUCCAUGAAGUUCCACUUCCUGUGUGAUGUCAUGAGAGUGAUGACUCCGUGGUGCAGGGAGCAGAUUCCGGUGGAGGGAAACUUCGGUCAGCUGUUUGAUCGGGUGAACCGGUCGGUCGACCUGCUGUCCAGAGAGUUCAGCGCCGAGCUCGUGUUGGAGGAGCGCCAGCAGCGGUCGGUGUUGGGCGGAGCUCUGCUGGAUCAGGACUUCACUCGGGCUGUUAGAGGAUCCUUCCAGAAACUGACAGCGACCGUGAACCAGCUGCUGAACAUCCUGCAGCUGCUGCUCUCCUUCACCUUCAUCACCAUCUUCACACAGGCGUUCGCUUACCUCAGGCAGUACAGGAGGGACAUUCGAUUCGACAACGUCUACAUCACCACCUACUUCAGACAGAUCGACCGCCGCAGGAGGAGAGCGGGGAAGCUCUGCCUGCUGCCUCUCGAACAAUCAGAGAAGAAGUUGUUCAUCGAGCCCUGGAGUGUGAAAAUCCACCCUGAGGAGCUGAAACAUGCGACCUCAGGUGUGUUUCAGGUGCUGUCUGCCACGCUGCUGUCUGUCGUCUUGCUGACUCUCGACUUUUCUGUGUUCCACGUGUUGGACAUCGUCAGCAGACACACCUUCACCCAGUUCAACCUGACCAGUCAUCACCAGGUGGACAUCAGGGUGGGUGGAGACUCCAUGAUGGCCCGCCUCCUGAGGAAGACGGUUUCAGCCUUCAACAGCUCGUCCAGCCUCAACAUCCAAACAGACAACCGGGGUGUGUAUGUGAGCUGUGUGUGUUGUGUCCUGUUGGUGGCGCUCUUCAGCUGCCUGCAGGUUUACACCAACCGCCUCCGACGGGUCAUCACCGCCUUCUACCAUCCAAAGAGGGAGAAGCAGCGAGUCUUGUUUCUCUACAAUCUGCAGAUCCAGAGACGGAUCUCCUCCACUGACAGGAAACGCAUCAUCAGCCGAGGACGGAGGAGCAGGACGGUGUUUGACUGCCUGAGCAGGUGUGGGCGUCGUCUUUGUCAGCACCAGCAACAGGAAGUGUCAGACUGUGAUCCCGGUUAG